AUGUUUGAAAGGGUUCCCCCUUGUAUAUCAGAAGUGCUAUCAUUUUGUAGGGUCGGAGAUGACAAGUGGACUAAUGUAGAGGGUUCCCCCUUGUAUAUCACAGAUGUCAUCUGGUACAAGGGUGAGGUUUAUGCGGUUGAUGGGUGUGGGGUAGCUGUUGUUUAUGAUUUUGCAGGUGAUAAGACGAUCAAACAAAUUGCAUAUUCACCGGACGAUUUACUUAGCCGUGAGAGGUAUCUGGUUGUGUCGACAAAUGGAGACUUGCUACAAGUUGUAAGAGAAAAAGCGUAUGAACGGUCAGAUAAAGAAGAAGAUGAGUUUUUGUUGCCAACAUGUGAUUUUGUGGUGUAUAAGCUUGAAGUUUUUGAUGAGCCAGUCAAGCCUGAAGGUGUUGGCUACUCCACCCUCAAAACUCGGAACACCACCCUCAACCGCAGAAUCCCAACUAACCACAAAUUCAAUUUUAAAUGGGUUGAGAUGGAAAACUUGGGAGAUCACGCAAUAUUCGUGGGUCAGAACUACUCAUUUUGUGUGCCUGCAGGUGAAUACCAAGGAUGCAAGCCAAAUUGCAUAUAUUUUACAGAUCAUGGAUUGCUCCAUAGCAUCAUUGCAAGGGGAAAUUUGGACCAGGAGGAGAUCCAUGAAUACUCUGCUUGUGACAUGGCCAUUUAUAACUUCAAAGAUAAGUAUUUUGAAGAGUUUACCCAACUAAAUGACAGGUAUCAUGUCCCGCCCAUUUGGAUCACUCCAAACCCAUGGUAGAUAGAUGUAUUGUUCGUUAUUUCGAUCUUGUUUCCGAUAUGUGAGAUUUUUAUUUAUGCGGUGUGGCUAAUUCAGUCGGGUAACUUAAUCUGUUUAUGCAGUGUGUGUGGUUAAUUUAGUCAAGUGCAUUACUCUGAAUGUGAGAUUUUUAUAUAUGAAGUAUGGUUAAUUUAUUUAAGUA
Messenger RNA from Asparagus officinalis (garden asparagus), 943 nucleotides. RefSeq names its product F-box protein At2g26160-like. The record is from RefSeq and is a predicted model, not a curated record. Lineage: Eukaryota; Viridiplantae; Streptophyta; Magnoliopsida; Asparagales; Asparagaceae. The coding region runs from base 1 to 762 and encodes 253 amino acids. The transcript has 2 exons.